Impatiens glandulifera is the source of this 1665-nucleotide messenger RNA. Its product is annotated as glucose-1-phosphate adenylyltransferase small subunit 2, chloroplastic-like. Gene Ontology annotation, biological process: glycogen biosynthetic process. NCBI's taxonomy places the organism in Eukaryota, Viridiplantae, Streptophyta, Magnoliopsida, Ericales, Balsaminaceae. The transcript has 9 exons. Gene Ontology annotation, molecular function: glucose-1-phosphate adenylyltransferase activity. The record is from RefSeq and is a predicted model, not a curated record. The coding region runs from base 31 to 1593 and encodes 520 amino acids.
GAGAAAGAGAAGAUCUAACGUAAAUUAAUCAUGGCAGCAAUCGGCGGGGAGAUCGUAGCGAUUCACGCGGCGGCGAGACUCGCCGGAGAUACAACCGGUAAAGCGGUUUCCGCUAGGAAUUUGUCAUUCGCUUCAUCUAACCUGUCCGGCGAUAAGAUCUCGUCGAAAUCAGCUAAUCUGCGACGUCGUUCUGAUGCUACAGCAUCGUGCCAGAGAACUCCGAUCGUCGUCUCCCCGAAGGCAGUAUCGGAUACAAAGAAUUCACAGACCUGUCUCGAUCCUGAGGCCAGCAAAAGUGUGCUUGGAAUCAUACUUGGUGGAGGAGCUGGGACUCGAUUGUAUCCUCUAACGAAGAAGAGAGCAAAACCAGCUGUUCCAUUGGGCGCAAACUAUCGCCUGAUAGAUAUUCCUGUCAGCAACUGCUUGAACAGCAACAUAUCGAAAAUAUAUGUUCUUACGCAAUUCAAUUCUGCAUCUCUCAAUCGUCAUUUAUCACGGGCAUAUGCUAGUAACCUGGGUGGUUACAAGAAUGAAGGAUUUGUUGAAGUACUUGCUGCACAGCAAAGUCCAGAAAAUCCCAAUUGGUUCCAGGGAACAGCUGAUGCAGUGAGGCAAUACUUGUGGCUGUUUGAGGAGCAUAAUGUUCUAGAGUUCUUGGUUCUUGCUGGGGAUCAUCUAUACAGAAUGGAUUAUGAGAGGUUUAUUCAAGCACACAGAGAAACUGAUGCUGAUAUUACAGUGGCUGCACUGCCAAUGGAUGAAGAACGUGCCACUGCAUUUGGUCUGAUGAAGAUUGACGAAGAAGGGCGAAUAAUUGAAUUCGCAGAAAAACCGAAAGGAGAGCAGUUAAAAUCUAUGAAGGUUGAUACAACAAUUUUAGGUCUUGAUGAUGAGAGAGCAACAAAAAUGCCUUUCAUUGCAAGUAUGGGUAUUUAUGUUGUAAGUAAAGACGCUAUGAUAAGUCUUCUUCAGGACAAGUUUCCCGGAGCUAAUGAUUUUGGAAGUGAAGUUAUUCCCGGUGCAACUAAAAUUGGAAUGAGAGUGCAAGCUUACUUGUUUGAUGGGUACUGGGAAGACAUUGGUACAAUAGAGGCCUUCUACAAUGCCAAUUUGGGGAUCACAAAAAAACCCAUUCCAGAUUUUAGCUUCUAUGAUCGAUCAGCUCCAAUCUAUACACAACCUCGAUAUCUACCCCCUUCCAAGAUGCUUGAUGCUGAUGUGAUGGAUAGUGUUAUCGGUGAAGGCUGUGUAAUCAAGAACUGCAAGAUUCACCAUUCUGUUAUUGGUCUUCGGUCAUGCAUAUCAGAAGGAGCAAUUAUAGAAGAUACAUUGCUAAUGGGAGCAGAUUAUUAUGAGACUGAAGCUGACAAAAGGCUUUUGGCUGCAAAGGGUGGUCUGCCUAUUGGUAUUGGCAGGAACUCUCACAUAAAGAGAGCUAUAGUUGACAAGAAUGCUCGCAUUGGAGAGAAUGUUAAGAUUUUGAAUAGUGACAAUAUUCAAGAAGCAGCCAGGGAAUCAGAAGGGUUCUUCAUCAAGAGCGGAAUUGUUACAGUCAUAAAAGACGCCUUAAUUCCUAGUGGCACAAUCAUUUAACAAAAUCCUCCUAUCUCGACUCUGGAUGUCGACCAUAUAAAUUACCUUAAUAACCUAUACCAUGUUACAGAA